AUCCGAGACGAAUAUCUUGACCCUCCGCGACAAUGAGUCAGUACGUUCAUAUACCGAAGUCCGAGCUCGAUGAGGCACAGUUGCGACAGCUGGAGGAGCAUGAGAUCAGCCAAGGACCACUGUCGGUGCUGCAACAAGCCGUCAGAAACCACACACAGGUCUUGAUCUCCCUCCGAAACAACAAGAAGCUUCUUGCACGCGUCAAGGCUUUUGAUAGGCACAGUAACAUGGUCCUUGAGAAUGUCAAGGAGAUGUGGACCGAAGUUCCAAAAGGAAAGAACAAGAAGCCUGUGAACAAGGAUCGGUUCAUUAGCAAGUUGUUCCUAAGAGGCGAUUCCGUAAUUUUGAUUCUGCGUAAUCAGGCGUGAGCUUCGCGUGCCUACUGUUACUUGGAGACACACUCUCUUGCAAAUUUUUCUCUCGACAACCACCAAAAUUUGAAUCUUCUACGUUCUCGGUCACCUUUC
This is a messenger RNA of Heterobasidion irregulare TC 32-1, 467 nucleotides long. RefSeq lists its product as uncharacterized. NCBI's taxonomy places the organism in Eukaryota, Fungi, Basidiomycota, Agaricomycetes, Russulales, Bondarzewiaceae. Gene Ontology annotation, molecular function: RNA binding. Gene Ontology annotation, biological process: spliceosomal snRNP assembly; RNA splicing. The record is from RefSeq and is a predicted model, not a curated record. The transcript has 6 exons. Gene Ontology annotation, cellular component: precatalytic spliceosome; U1 snRNP; U5 snRNP. The coding region runs from base 33 to 368 and encodes 111 amino acids.